GAGCGACGGGUGCUCGGUGCGCAGGGCCCGGCGCCCUCGGACCCGCAGCGGAUUUCAGGAAAAGGGUUGGGAGGCGGCGACCACCCGCCACCGGGGACGGAGGCAGAGCCCGCGCGCCUCUCCGGAACACUGGCCCUGCUACCAGAGCCUCAGGAGCCCCCAUGAGUGCCAGCAGCGGGUGUCCUGGAUAGCAAGACCCUGGCUAGUCCAGGGGCGGGUACGCCAUCAUGCCACCCAUCCUCCAGCGCCUGCAGCAGGCCACCAAGAUGAUGAGCCGCAGGAGAAUCCUGCUGCUGGUGCUAGGGUGCAGCACCUUGAGCCUCCUCAUCCACCAGGGUGCACAACUCAGCUGGUACCCCAAGCUGUUCCCUCUGAGCUGCCCGCCUCUGCAGGACUCCCCACCGCGCCCCAAGCACAUGACCGUGGCCUUCCUGAAGACGCACAAGACGGCGGGCACCACGGUGCAGAACAUCCUGUUCCGCUUCGCCGAGCGCCACAACCUGACGGUGGCCUUGCCGCACCCGCGGUGCGAGCACCAGUUCUGCUACCCGCGCAACUUCUCGGCGCACUUCGUGCACCCGGCCACGCGCCCGCCGCACGUGCUGGCCAGCCACCUGCGCUUCGACCGCGCGGAGCUCGAGGGCCUCAUGCCGCCGGGCACCGUCUACGUCACCAUCCUGCGGGAGCCCGCGGCCAUGUUCGAGUCCCUCUUCACCUACUACAACCAGUACUGCCCGGCCUUCCGGCGCGUGCCCAACGCGUCCCUCGAGGCCUUCCUGCGCGCGCCCCAGGCCUACUACCGCGCGGGCGAGCACUUCGCCAUGUUCGCGCACAACACGCUGGCCUACGACCUGGGCGGCGACCACGAGCGCAGCCCGCGCGACGACCCGGCCUACCUGGCGGGCCUCAUCCGCCAGGUGGAGGAGGUCUUCUCGCUCGUCAUGAUCGCCGAGUACUUCGACGAGUCGCUCGUGCUGCUGCGGCGCCUGCUGGCCUGGGACCUGGACGACGUGCUCUACGCCAAGCUCAACGCGCGCGCCGCCGGCUCGCGCCUGGCCGCCAUCCCCGAGGCGCUGGCGCGGGCCGCGCGCGCCUGGAACGCGCUGGACGCCGGCCUCUACGACCACUUCAACGCCACCUUCUGGCGCCGCGUGGCGCGGGCCGGCCGCGCGUGCGUGGAGCGCGAGGCGCGCGAGCUGCGCGAGGCCCGGGAGCGCCUGCUGCGGCGCUGCUUCGGCGACGAGCCGGUGCUGCGGCCGGCGGCGCAGAUCCGCACGAAGCAGCUGCAGCCCUGGCAGCCCAGCCGCAAGGUGGAUAUCAUGGGCUACGACCUGCCCGGCGGGGGCGCUGGCGCGGCCACCGAGGCCUGCCUCAAGCUGGCCAUGCCCGAGGUCCAGUACUCCAGCUACCUGCUGCGCAAGCAGAAGCGCCGGCUGGGCGUGCGGACCCGGCCCGAGCCCGUCCUGGACAAUCCCCCGCCACCUCGGCCCAUCCGGGCGCUGCCCCGCGGCCCCCAAGGCCACUGAGCUCCGGGAGUCAGGCCUUGGGGCUGGGGGCUACCUCCAGGUCCUGCCGCAUCAGGACCCCCUCUUCCGAGGGGCUUAAGCCCCAUGCUGUACGGGGGGGCAGGGGAGCCUGUCUGAGCCCGCCUCCCUGG
Molecule: messenger RNA, 1657 nt
Organism: Myotis daubentonii (Daubenton's bat)
Lineage: Eukaryota; Metazoa; Chordata; Mammalia; Chiroptera; Vespertilionidae
Gene: GAL3ST3
Product: galactose-3-O-sulfotransferase 3
Biological process (GO): glycolipid biosynthetic process
Cellular component (GO): membrane
Molecular function (GO): galactosylceramide sulfotransferase activity
Source: RefSeq, a predicted model, not a curated record